Diaporthe batatas is the source of this 3309-nucleotide messenger RNA. Its product is annotated as RNA-binding ribosome biosynthesis protein MAK21. Gene Ontology annotation, cellular component: nucleus. The record is from RefSeq and is a predicted model, not a curated record. NCBI's taxonomy places the organism in Eukaryota, Fungi, Ascomycota, Sordariomycetes, Diaporthales, Diaporthaceae. Bases 148 to 3309 code for a protein of 1053 amino acids. The transcript is spliced from 2 exons.
CAGAGGGCUACGAUCACUGUGCAGCGACACCGUUUCUGUACAUGCUCACGUCUUCCUGUUGGUCCUUUGGAGAACGGUACAAUUCCACACACACAAACUCGUGGCUACCAACUCCAUUCCAAAGGAACAUUUCAGACCGACACGACAAUGGGGAAGAAGAGAACCAAGGCUCAGAACGGGGCGAAGCCUGCGUUUGACGAAGCGGCCCUGUCCAAGUUGACAGCCAAGAUCGAAACAGACCUGGCCAACCCCAAGCCCAAACCGAAGCCCAAGGAUCAGCAGAAGGACGAGCGCCCUACAAAGAGAAAGCGCAACGAGAACGACGCCAAAGAUGCGACCCCAAACAAGAGGCAAGCCCAAGAAUCCAAGAGCAGGCCUGCCAAGCCAUCAAAGAAGAGCGCAAAGGAGGGGAAGACACCCAAAGACAAGAAGGCCGAGCUACUAGAGGAGAUUUUGGCUCUUGGUGGGGACGAGGAUGAUUUGGACAUUAUUGCUGGCGUCGAUUCCGAUGUCGAGGAAGGCCAGCAGUCAAAGCCAAAGGAGGCUCCCGCAGAGAUGGACAAGGCGCUGAAGAAGGAACUGGCGAAAUUCGCCGCCGGUCUUGGCUUCGAGAAGGUCCGGGACGAAGACGCCGCCACCGACGACGAGGAAGAACAAGUCGAAAAGGAGUCAGAAGUAGACGAGGAGGAGGAAGGAGAUGCGGAAGGAGAUGACUGGGAAGACGAAGAUGAGCCAGAACAACAAGAAGAAGAAGAAGAAGAAGAAGAAGAAGAGACAAAAGCACCGGCUGUUGAGAAGCAAAGUCGCUCCGCAGCUGGUAAGUUGAUAUUCGAGCCAAGGCCUGAUUGGCACGCUAUCGGCCAGGACAAACUUCCAGCUCCUUCAGAAGAUGAUAUCCGGAAUUUCUCGUCAACGAUCAACAGCCUGCACGAAUACGCCAAGACCCUGAUGGAGACUGAUGCGGCUGCGUACAACACUUCCGUGGCGGCAUCGUCAACUCGGAAGUUCAUGCACACCAUCAUGACUUCGGGUACCAUGUCGGAUAAGGUGUCUGCCCUGACUCUGGCAGUUCAGGAGUCCCCAGUACAUAACAUCAAGGCGUUGGAGAACUUGAUGAAUCUAGCAGGGAAGAAGAGCCGUGAUCAGGCCAUCGCCGCCCUCGGCGCUUUGGUCGAUCUCCUCGGAAACGGUGUGGUCUUGCCCAACGACCGGCGCCUGCGCCUAUUCCGUUUGCAGCCAGGACUCCUUGGAACUUUGCAGAAACACUCUGUUACGGCUUGGAAACCCGAGAAGCCGCUGCCUGGGAAGAUCACCAAGGAGCAUCUGAUCAUGUGGGCAUACGAAGACUGGUUGAAAGACACCUAUUUCAAAAUCAUCCAGCUUCUGGAACUCUGGUCUGCGGACGAGAUUGAGUACACCAGGCAAAGGUCGCUUGACUACAUAUACGGGCUUUUGAAAGAGAAGCCCGAGCAAGAGGCCAAUCUGAUGCGCUUGCUGGUAAAUAAGCUUGGAGAUCGGGAGCGCAAGAUCGCUUCCAGGGCAUCAUAUCUCCUAUUACAACUCCUUCUGAUCCAUCCAGGAAUGAAGCCUAUUGUCAUCAGUACCAUCGAGCAGGAAGCCCUCCUUCGUCCAGGUCAGACUAUCCGGACAAAGUACUACGCCAUCAUCACCCUCAACCAGACAAUCCUGAGCAACAAGGAGCCGCAGAUUGCGGAUACACUGGUCAGGAUAUACUUCGAUCUUUUCGUGGCCCUGCUCAAGAUGGGAGCUCUGGGCCAAUCUGGUUCUCCUGACACGAAGAAAGACCAAAAAGCGACCGGUCCCAACAAAGAACCGGUCUCCAAGAAGGGCCAGGCCAAGACGGCUCCUGUCAAAGUCGCCGAUGUGCCAGACACGGAGACUGCAGAAAAGCUGGUCUCUGCCAUACUGACGGGUGUCAAUCGUGCCGUGCCCUUCUGCACUGCGGAUGAGGAGACAUUAGAAAAGCAUCUCGAUACUCUGUUCCGCAUCACACACUCUGCCAACUUCAACACCAGCAUUCAAGCGCUCAAGCUGGUACAGCAGCUCUCAAUCACCAAGCAAAUCGCCACGGAUCGGUUCUAUAGGACCCUAUAUGAAUCCCUAUUGGACCCCCGGCUUAUUCACUCAUCCAAGCAGGCGGAUUACCUCAACCUUCUCUAUCGGUCACUGAACAACGACAUUGAUGUCCGCCGUGUCAAGGCCUUCGUCAAGCGAAUGCUGCAAAUCUGCUAUCUUCACCAACCUUCGUUUGUCUGCGGAAUAUUGUUCCUCGUAGCACAACUGGAGGACAAGUUCCCAGAUCUCAAGACACUCCUGAAUGAACCAGAAGCGGACGCCGAUGAGGAGGAAGUGUAUAGGGAUGCCCCUGAAGAGGGGCAGGACGGAGACGUCCCGACUGCCGAUACGACCCAGAGGAAGACGCCCGUGUACGAUGGACGCAAAAGAGACCCGCAGUACAGCAAUGCCGACAAGAGCUGCCUGUGGGAGGUUGUGCCCUACUUCACGCAUUUUCACCCAUCUGUAUCCGUCUUCGCGGCGAACCUCCUCGUGCGGCAGAAAACCCUGCCCAAGCCAGAACUUGCCAACCACACGCUCAUGCACUUCCUGGACAAGUUCGUCUACAAGAACCCUAAGGCCGCGGACAGCAAGCGUGGUGGCUCGAUCAUGCAGCCGGUGCUCGCAGCAGGCAGCUCGGCGCAUGUUGUCGUGCCCGGCAAGUCGAGCGCCAAGCAGCAGCCCACUGUGAACUCGGCUGCGUUCUGGAACAUGAAGCAGCAGGACGUUGCGGCGGAGGAUGUCUUCUUCCACACGUACUUCUCUCAGAUCGGCAAGGCUGGGCAGGCGGAGAAGGGCAAGAAGUCCAAGAAGGCCGCCGCAGGUGGGGAGGAUGAGGAGGAGGCUGACGAGGAGGAGAUCUGGGAUGCUCUCAUCAACUCGCGGCCCGAGGUUGGUGGGGAGGAUGAGGACGAUGUCGACCUGGACAUGGGCAGCGACGAUGAGGAUGACCUCGGCUCGUUGCUUGAGGACAUGUCGGACGACGAUGAUGAGGACGAGGAAAUGGAUUCGGGCGGUGAGGGUGUAGAGUUUGGCGAGGGCGAUAUGCCAGGGGAGGAAGACGGCUGGGUCAACGGUGCCGAUCUUGUCGAGGAGAGCGACGAAGAGCCUGCCGGAAAGAAGGGCAAGGAUAGCAAGGGCAGGAUGAGGAAGCGCGAGCUGAAGAAGCUGCCCAUGUUCGCCACGGCCGACGACUACGCGGCGCUCCUGGGGCAGGAGGAUGACGAGGAGUAG